GAUAAUUGUUUUGCGUGACGCUAACGUAGCCAUUGCUUCCUUUAGUUGUGGUCACAUAUUUUGUAUAAAAGAUGACAGUAAACGUGUUCAAUCCCAAACAUUUGGUCAGCUCCGACUUUGGAUACUUGGAUCAGAUACAGAAAAUAACCAGGUCCAAACAUGCAGGUCACAGGUCUUAUUCUUGUCGUUAUCCUGGGUCUGGUAGCCGUGCAGGCCAUCCAACAAGGAUCAUAUUAUAGUGGAGGAUACGGUAGAAGACUUAGUGGAUACAGUACCGGAUACGGAUCACUCAAUGGGGGAUACAGAUCACUUUAUGGUGGAUUAGGUAGAGGAUAUGGUUCCCAUUUGGGGAGAUAUGGAUCACGGUAUGGUGUAUAUGGAUCACUUUAUGGUAGUGGAUAUGGAUCUCAGUAUGGUGGAUAUGGACAAGGGUCGCUUUACAGUGGAUACGGAAGUCUCUAUGGAGGAUACGGACAAGGGUCGCUUAAUGGUGGAUACGGAAGUCAAUAUGGAGGAUACGGACAAGGGUCGCUUUACAGUGGAUACGGAAGUAGUCAUGGUGGAUACGGACACGGAUCACUUUACAGUGGAUACGGAAGUCGGUAUGGAGGAUACGGACUAGGAUCGCUUUACAGUGGAUACGGAAGACGGCAUGGAGUGUACGGACACAAAUCAAUUCACAGUAGAUACGGAAGCCGUUAUGGUGGAUACGGACAAUACGGUCACGGAAGUAACUCAAUGUAUGGUCGCCAUGGCGUUUAUGGAUCUCAUUAUGGCGGUUCUGGUUCAUAUGGACACCGAUCAUAUGGCUAUUAAUAAAGAAAUCCAGUACAAAGAAGUGCGGGGAGUUGAGAUUACGAUCCUUUUCACAUUGACAUUGCAUUUGUAUUUGUUUUCGUCCUUUAUCUUCUUAAUAAAUCUCUGUUCAUCCGUU
Molecule: messenger RNA, 934 nt
Organism: Mya arenaria
Lineage: Eukaryota; Metazoa; Mollusca; Bivalvia; Myida; Myidae
Product: keratin-associated protein 19-2-like
Exons: 3
Coding region: 160-816 (218 amino acids)
Source: RefSeq, a predicted model, not a curated record